This is a messenger RNA of Lactuca virosa, 1323 nucleotides long. Lineage: Eukaryota; Viridiplantae; Streptophyta; Magnoliopsida; Asterales; Asteraceae. The record is from the annotation of a GenBank genome assembly.
GCUAAAAAGAUCCAUAUAUCUCCUACCCUUGAAUGUAUCCAUACUCACAAUUUCACCAUUUCACCAUUCCCAAUUUCAAUUCAAAAAAUGUUGCGAAAAUUCGGAAAGAAAGUAACCCGCAUUUGGUCCCGGAUACGACUCCGAGCAAUCAUAUGGAGGACCGCAACCCGUAAAGUGUUGAUUAGAAGAUUCAAGAAUCAAAACCUGACCCGUAUGCCAACUCGUAUCCGUGCCCAAAAGAUCAAUCAAACCGCACCCGAUUGCAUUCGGGUUGCAUCUUUUAACGUAGCUAUGUUCUCCCUCGCGCCUGCGGUUCCAAAAUCAGAUGGAUCAUGGGUCGAUGGUAUCCGGGGACAAGAAGUUGGUGGACCAAAAAGCAUUCUAAAGCAAUCCCCAAUGCAUACAAUCGGGACCGAAAAUCAUGCCAAGAGGGUCUCGAUAAAUCUUCCCGACAAUGAGAUCUCCAUGUCCCAAAAUCGGGUCUUGAGAAGCCCGAUUUGCUUCCCGUUGACUGGGUUGAUGGAUGAUGGAAAUAGAAGUAUUCUUGAUGUGCUUAAAGACGUUGAUGCUGAUGUACUAGCUUUGCAGGAUGUGAAGGCUGAAGAAGAGAAAGAAAUGAAACCUUUAUCGGAUUUGGCUUUUGCUCUCGGGAUGAAUUAUGUGUUCGCGGAAAGUUGGGCUCCGGAAUAUGGGAAUGCCAUCUUGUCAAAAUGGCCGAUCAAGAGGUCCAAGGUUCAAAAAAUUUACGACGACCAAGAUUUCAGGAAUGUGCUUAAGGCUACAAUUGAUGUACCACGGACGGGGGAACUCAGCUUCUAUUGCACACAACUCGAUCACCUUGACGAAAACUGGAGAAUGAAACAGAUCCACGCCAUCAUAAAAUCAAGCGAUCAUCCUCACAUUCUGGCUGGUGGUAUCAAUUCGCUAAGCGGAUCUGACUACUCCUUUGAUCGAUGGAAUAACAUCGUCAAGUAUUACGAAGAGUUGGGGAAACCGACGCCAAGAACAGAUGUGAUGAGGUUUUUAAAUGAGAAAGAUUACAUUGAUGCGAAACAUUUUGCGGGUGAUUGUGAGCCGGUUGUGAUUAUGAGCAAAGGCCAAAGUGUACAAGGAACAUGCAAGUAUGGUACACGUGUGGAUUACAUUUUAGCAUCAAAGGGAUUACCAUUCGAUUUUGUGCCAGGAUCUUACUCAGUUGUAUCCUCAAAAGGCACAUCCGACCAUCAUAUUGUUAAAGUCGAUCUAGUGAAAUUCAAGGAGGAUAGUAAUUGUAACGAGGAAAAACAAAAAUAUAAAAUUAAACGAAAUAUUGUCAAAUUAACA